Molecule: messenger RNA, 465 nt
Organism: Haemonchus placei
Lineage: Eukaryota; Metazoa; Nematoda; Chromadorea; Rhabditida; Trichostrongylidae
Source: the annotation of a GenBank genome assembly
AUGGCUUUUCUGAAACGAAAAAAAGUCAAGUUUAGUGUCGACUUGCAGGUGUGCAAUUUGAGCGACGUGCCAUUGGUUAAUGCUGUGUUGUUUGCGAAAAUUCGGCUUUUGGAAGGAGGCACGUUUGACGAUUGCACCGAGCGUGUUGAGGUAGUUCGUAACAGUUGUUCGUGGUCACAUCGGUCGAAUUUCUGUUGCCGAAUAACGUCGGAUCCAACUUCCGGCAUAUUGGAAAGAUGUUUAUGUCGGAUUUCUAUCAGAAAAGAGCAGAAAGGAGGCAAAUCGUUUCUGAAACUUGGAUUUGUCGACAUUAAUCUCUCCGAAUUUGCUGGGAGUGGUGUCGAAGGUAUGACGCGUUCAUACCUGUUGGACGGCUACGGGUUACAUCAGCGACAGGAUAAUUCAAAGGUUCAAAUUAAGAUCACAAUGACACAUCAAAGUGCAGAUCCAUUCUUUAGAGUGUGA